AUGGAUUUUGGAGGCCCGAUAUACGAUACGGCGUCUCGGACGUGGCCGAUUUCAUACUCAGUUUUCAACGAUGGAUCGAUCGACGAAAUCAUCCACGCAGCCACCAUCCGUGCACCUGGAGACUUCAAUAGCGAAGCAUCGCACAAGGUUUUCGGUGCAAUCCAGACCGUCACCCUAGCGGCUGGAAAGGCCUACAUCAACAUCUGUCAUUGCCGACGGCCCGGUCGCACCCCUCCCCCUUCCUUCAACGGAAUUUUGCUUUCUCAUGACAGUGAUUGCCACGAAACUGUGGGCUUUUCGGGCUUCUGGCUAGAAGGUUUCAAAUUCGUGACAGCUGCACACUUUCUCUCGUCCAAUCCACCGUUGAGUGAGGAAGAGAAAAAAGAUACACUGGACCUUCUCAAGUACGCUUCGCCGCCACCGUCCACCAGAGCCAUGAGAGCCCGUGUUUCGUCACAAUUUAGCUCCCAGGACUGCAACCACUAUGAGCACCUGGUGGGUCAGCUCCAUGUUCCACAAAUCUACGAUGUUCAGUUAGCAGACCAUAAUGAAGCCGCCGACAUUGCCGUCUUCAGACUAGCGGUACACGAAACGAGACGACCCCAGGUAUGGAUCAAGAACAGCCAGCUCAGCUCCGCAGCUGCCAAUUUUCCAGGCACAGUCCCCAGCAUGGUCUUCUCUACGUACUACCCAGCUUCUGAUUACCCCGUCAAUCCGAUAAACAAUCUGUCGCCCGUUGAGAAGAAAGAGCAAGAGAAUUGCACCAGAUUCGAGUUGAUGGUCAAAGAGCGGGUGCGCAAAGGCAAGCAGUGUGGAGACAACUCCGACCAGGUACACCUGCCCCGCUUCGAAGACAUCUUCCAUGCAAAUUGCCGAUCUAUUGGGUUCGGGCAUAUCGCAGAACCCAGUCCACGGGAUGUUUCGCAUCGUGGCGCUGUUUUGCGUACCCACAGCAUUCCUGGAUUCGCAGGAUGUUCCGGCGCAAUGAUUGGGUGUCUGGAGACUACUCAUUGUCCUACUCCCGAAGGUCUGCUAGUCCCGAAUUUGUCAGUUAAAAUCAUCGGCAUUUUCAAAGGCGAGAGCGGUGAUUGUAUGAACUACAAUACUUUCAGCGCAUUCACUCAGUGUGGCGUCGAUAGCAUAGUCAAUUGCUAA
This is a messenger RNA of Fonsecaea monophora, 1155 nucleotides long. RefSeq lists its product as hypothetical. The transcript has 2 exons. Bases 1 to 1155 code for a protein of 384 amino acids. The record is from RefSeq and is a predicted model, not a curated record. NCBI's taxonomy places the organism in Eukaryota, Fungi, Ascomycota, Eurotiomycetes, Chaetothyriales, Herpotrichiellaceae.